Symbiodinium sp. CCMP2592 is the source of this 1617-nucleotide messenger RNA. Lineage: Eukaryota; Dinophyceae; Suessiales; Symbiodiniaceae. The record is from the annotation of a GenBank genome assembly.
AUGGCAUUGGGCUCUCUCCACGUAUUUGAGAAGAUUGCUGGGCGGUUUAAGCUCGAAGCUGAUGAUGAGAUCAUCAGCUGCCACGGGGCCGCAGCCGUCGAUGCACUACAGACUAUGAAGAAGCAAAGGUCCGAACAAAGAGGCCGGAUGACGCAAGCACAGAGCACCAUUGCAAAGUCCCGGGUCAUUGACUUUCUGAGGAAGCAUGGCUUCAGCCACACAGUCGCAGACCUCAACUCACCGAAGCGCACCGGAUUUGGCUUUCGACGAACUUUCCCUCUGCACCAUGCUGCGAAACAGAAAGACUGGGACAUGGUGGUUCUUUUGCUCUACUUCGGUGCAGACCCCAUGUGCCGUGACAGCCAGAAUCGAGACCUUUCCAGCUACUUGGGCCAAGAGGCACCUGAAAAGAUCCACCGGUUCCUGGAACUCGCCUGCAGCGUCUUGCUGUCGAGAUCGAACUUGUGGGACACUAUCCGUCAGGACUCUGCAAUCAUGGUCUCCACACCAGGCAUGAUCCUCAGCGAGAUUCGGCAGCUAAAGUUCGAAGGCAGGCGGUUCAAAGAGACCCUUGCUUACUUCAUGGCCAGCAAUGUUCAGGCCAUCGUCGUGGACGAAGUGGAUUCGCUGACGCCGGUGCCGCGACCAGGAAACAACUCGCGGCGCUUUGGCGCAACCGAGCAGGUCGUGGCCUACAUCAUCAACGUGGUGAGGAGUCGAUAUCGGAAUCGGCCGAUUCAGAUGAUCGCAGCUUCCGCCACUGCAAACUGCCAGAGAGUAUCGAAGUUCCUGGAUCGGCUGAUGGCCUGGAAGUGGAACAAGAGGCGCGACAUGGCCAGGAGGCAGACACCAGAGCUGAUCCAGGCCAACGCCACCGUGGGCCGCGUGGGCGCCAGUCCCGGGAAGGUCCGCGCGCGGGGCUCCGGGCUGACGAAGUCCGUGGUCCCGAUGCCAUCGAGCAUAACCCAUGCGGUGGCUGUGGUGACGGGCAAGGAGCAGGGCAAUUUCUUCAGCCAGGAACGGUUCAAACUGCUGGUGGACAUUGUCAAGAACUUGAAGGAGAAGGGCACUGUGAUCCUUUUCGUCCCGGAGCACGUGAAAAUGGAUGCCAUGGUGCUGAUUUUGCAGAAGGGCGGCAUUCCGGAUGUGUGCAAAUAUCGCUCCGAAGUCGGUCUGGGCAUCUCAACGGAGAAGGCCCUGGAUCCAAGUUUUCAGCGAAACCCCCGAAAAAAUCCGAACAAGCGAGCUCCACCCGCCGAGCAGGACAUCAGCCCGCUGCAAGCGCUGCAGCAGGGCCAGGAGUUCGUGGACCAUCUUGAGCAGGCAGAUCGCCGCGUUCUGGUGGCGAAGGUCCACGAGGGCAGAGGCAUUGAUCUCCCCAACGUUCGCUACGUGGUCCAGCUACAGCUCCCAAAGGCCUCCGGCGAAUACCUCCACCUCGCCGGACGAACGGGCCGCAUGGGCGCUGCGGGAACUUCCAUCACUCUCGUCACGGAGGCGGAACUCGAGAAUGCGCUGCCUCUCAUCGGCUGGAAGAUCGGAGCAUCCUUCGACAUGUGGGAUGUUGAGCGAGGCCAGAUCGCAGAGGGUGCCAAGGUGCAAGCCAGCCUCUCGUGA